Gigantopelta aegis is the source of this 6920-nucleotide messenger RNA. Its product is annotated as nuclear pore complex protein Nup214-like. Lineage: Eukaryota; Metazoa; Mollusca; Gastropoda; Neomphalida; Peltospiridae. Gene Ontology annotation, biological process: RNA export from nucleus; protein import into nucleus. Gene Ontology annotation, molecular function: structural constituent of nuclear pore; protein binding. Gene Ontology annotation, cellular component: nuclear pore. The record is from RefSeq and is a predicted model, not a curated record. The coding region runs from base 91 to 5958 and encodes 1955 amino acids. The transcript is spliced from 28 exons.
GAAGGAACAAGUUUCACUUUUUGUUUGCUUUUUGUAGUUUAUGGAAAUUAGUAAUCGUCUACUAAAACAUUGUUGCAGUUACCAUAGAUAAUGGCAACAGAAAACAGCACACCAGAAAGAGAUGUAAAGGACUUUAAGUUCCAGCAACUAUGCAAGAUCAGAAUAUCGCCAUCAUCUGGCGAAAUUAAAACCGAUCGUUUGCAAUGGCUGGCUACCUCUAGCCGAUUUGGUUUCACCUUUAUUGGUGAGAAGUCAGGUUUCCGAGUGAUCAAGACUAACACUAUAUUGCUUUUGGAUCAAGAACAUGCUAAAGAUCGAAGUAGCCAUAUAAUUGAAGACUUUCCAGUGUGGUGCACAGUCGAAUUAUCUGCCCAUGUCAGCCAUCUUGCUUUGAGUUGUGAUGAACUUACAUUGAUUGUUGCUGUAAAGGAAUGUGCAAACUUGAUUCUGUUGGCUUAUGAUUUACGAGGUUUUGCAAAUCAAAAUGCCAAACCAUUACCGUUCCAAAAGGUUAAGCUGAAUGCGUCGCCAGGAUCCACGUUACUCGACCUGGCAUGGAACCCUGGAAAUCCCCUGAUGCUGGCCACAUGCGUGUCUGACGGCAGCGUGGAGCUGUUUGAAAUCAAAGAAAAUCUCAACAUCGUGGCCUCUCUUCCUGUGUCCACAUGUGCCACCUGUUUGUGUUGGAGUCCAAAAGGCAAGCAAAUUGUUAUUGGACUAAAAGAUGGCUCACUUAUUCAGUUUGACCAAGAACUGAAAGCUAAAAAGAAAUGGGGAUGCCCAACUGUACUAGAAGGACCACAACAGGUGGUCGAUGUGGCCUGGCUGUCAACCUAUAUGUUUUUAGCAGCGUACGUGCCUGCAAAUCCUCAGGAUUCAGACCAGCCAGUUGUUGUUCUCACCAUAUGCUCGAAAGAGGGAAACACACAAUACUUGAACUAUGAAGAUGUUUGCUAUGGAUCUGGUGAAAACAGAAAGCAUAAAUAUUACAUCAGCUUUGUCCAUCAAUGGGAACUGGCUGUUAUAGCAUCCAGCAAUGCUACUGAAACUAGUGUUGUCGGCAAAAAUCUGGAUCAAAAGACUAACUGGGAGCACUGGACUCUAGAGGAUUCUGGCCGUGCUGAACUUCCACUAGCAGACAGUGACUGUGAUUCAUUCCCUGUAGCCAUGGCAAUUGACUUCUCAUCUCAGAUGCAGAUUUCUUUGGGAGAUAACAAGACUCACCCACCAUGUCCCAUUGUCCUCCUCCUGUCAACAGACGGACUUCUGGUUCCGUUUCACAUGAUGUAUAUGAGACCUGACAUUGCGAACUUGACCCAGCCACCUGAACCAUUGCCUUCCUCGGGAGACAGAACACCUCAAGGACCACCGGCACAAGCUAUAACAACCGCAUCAACAACAGUUAAAACAGGUUUACCGUUACCUUUCGGACAGAAGCCAUUUGGGUCUGCAGCAGCAACUGCUACCACAACAUCAGGCUUGUCUUUGCCUUUUGGACAAAAGACUCCAGCACUGCCAGCUGCAGCUGCAGCAACAUCAACAGCAGAAUCAUCUUUGGCCUCUGGACAGAAGUUGCCACUGCCACUGCCAAAAGCAGCUCCAAUUGGCCAGACGUCAAGACAACAGCAGUCGGGGCAGGUGACCUUGAAUAGUGAUUCUGGUGCUAGUAGCACACCAAGUAGACCUGGUACAUCAACUGCUGCAACAGCAUUUGGACAGGGCCAAACGGCAGCAGCAGGGACAACAGCGAGCAAGUUUGGUCUUCCCACAACAGGCAACUCGUUCCAGUUUGUGACGAAACCUGCACAGCAGACGAAUCAGACUCCAAACUCUACAGUUGGAACCUCGCAAGAAUUUUCCCUGAAAAGUGGACAGUUGGUGACAGCCAAGUCGAGCGAUCAAGCCAGCAAGCCAGCGGCCUCCACUGGGCUGAGUUCAGGAACAACGGGGUUUACCUUUUCUACACAGCCCUCCGCCACUAAAGCUGGCCAGGCAAUGUCAGGUAGUGGGCCAUUGUUUCAACAAACGAAGCCACAGAACAGUCAGACAGGAUCGUCUUCAGUGGGACAAAGUUUCAAGUUCACAUCUCAGGCACAAAGUGAAGCCAGUGCUGCUGUAACCAGUACACAACCAUCGGGUCCUCCAGCAUCCUCUAGGGUCGUCGUGCCACCAGCUGUGUCGACUAUCCCAGAACCAGACACUGUCAGCGAACCCGUCUCUACAACAACACCAGCUUCUACUGAAGAAGAUGGUGAGGAUGCUGAAACCCUGAGACAAAGAACGCAAUCUGCCAAUGAAGCCAUUGAGAAUACAUUCUCUAAGAGCAUAAUUGAAGAGAUGACUGACUUCAUGAAAGAACUGAAAGCCCACAAGCAGAGUGUAAAAACUGGCAUAGGCCAUGUGGGUACACAGGAAGAAAUGCAGAAACUGAGGCGGGCGACAGAUGAAAUGUCCCACUUCUGUAAUGGUAUUAAGGACACCACAAAGGAUCAAAGCCGUGAAGUUCAUGAUCUCAAGAUAAUGUGUAUGGACCUGAUUACCAUGGCGGAGGAGUGCCGAGUGCGACAGCAGCGUAACACCGACACCAAGUAUCACCAGCUGCUGAGGUCAUGUGCCCUCGAUCCCGCUAGCGCUGAGAAGCUGCGUGACCUCCAGCAGCAGUAUCAGCUGCUACAGCAGAGUCUGCAGGAAGUGGAUCUAGUGCUUGAUGCUCAGUGGGACGAGUACAAGAGGAAGAAGGCUAGUAAAGGGAGAAUUCAAACUCCAACUAGAGACUCAAUUUAUCGAGUUGUGAAAAGCAACUGCAAUCUGAUUGAGGGACAGAAGAACUUGGUCGACAACUUGCAGGAACAGCUGAAAUGUCUGAAGCUGUACAAUCGGUCUGCCAGCUGGCAAAACACAAACAACUCUUUCAGCUCAUCAAACUCUGGUCCUGAUCUGACGUUACUUGUUGAAUCACUCGAUGAGCAGAAACCCAGGAGCAGCUCAUCACUUAAUCUGAGUCAGUCUGUCAGUAUAUCUCCAGAGAAACAAGCAAAGCUCCGGGAAUACCUUUCAAGGAGGGCCGUACCCAAAGUUAAAUCCACUGUACCAGCAAAUUUAUCGAUGUCCAAGAUUGUAGCAGCACGAGGCCUUCGAGAAGCUUUGGCAGCGGCAGAAGAUGCAAAAUCUAAUAAAAUUACUCUUCCUGCACCAACACCAUCACCGAGUCGGCCUACUUCUCGAGUUGUGCCACCAACGUCACCGACUCCGCCACAGGUGACACAGCCACCAAAAUCACAAGCACCAGCACGGCAGGCUCCACAGGCCCAGCCACAAUAUACAACGCCCACCCUACCCAAGAGUACAGGUUUAUCAUUGUUCGGUCCAACAGCUUUCACUGGUCAAGCAUUCUUUAAGAAGCUACAACCUUCUACGACAUCUACAGCAACACUGACACCAUCUUCAGUGACUACAACAGUGGCAGCAUCUGCAUCCUCGAUAAUGUCACAACAGCCCAGUACAGCUGGAUUUAGCACUGUUGAUAAGGCCCCAUUGCCAUAUAAAACACCAGUACCAUCAGUUGUUCCACCUCCGAUGCUGCAAGUUAUUACUGACCAAACCACACAGAAUGGUGCGCAGUACGAAGACGUUUCUCCGGCAAAUACCCCAGAUUUGGAGAGUGAGGACCAGGAGGGCUUCACUGGAGAAGAUGAGUAUGAAGAUGAAGAAGAAGAAUAUGACGAGGAUGAUGAAGACGAUGAUGAUGACGAUGAAGAUGAAGUUGGAUUUGGACCAGGGUAUGAACUGGGUAGUGACUCUGUGAGGACCACACAGUCGGAUGACGCGAGGAGAAGCCGACCUGAUGAGGAUUCCAGUCUUCUAAUAUCCCAGAAUCCACCUGCUGCAUCUGAACAAGUCUCCAACAAUCCUGUUGCCAGUAAAAACCUUUUUGUUGGAGGAGACACUUCAGGCUCUGGUUCUCUCGGUCCAACAAAGACACAAACGUUUACAUUUGGUGGUAGCCCUGGUUCUGGGAUGGAAAGUAAGCCGUUGUUUGGUUCGUUGUCGAGUAACAAGGACACCACAACAACAGAAGCGGAGAAGUCUGCUGACAAAUCUGUGUCUGGAGCAUCAGCUGGGAAGGAUGCGAAGUCGUCUGCAUCAGGUUUCUCCUUUCUGAAUGUGUCUGUUCCAUCCACCCAGUCCUCUAGUGGAGGCUUUUCAUUCAAGACUGCAAACACCAGUACCAGUGGAUUCAGUUUUGGCGGUGAUGUUGGAAUCUUUUCUUCCACAGCUUCGGGGAAGUCUGAGCCAUCCAAAUCUUCUUCAUCUGUAGUGUCUGCAUUUGGAGGUGGUUUGUUUGGAGGGUCGUCGCCGACUACAGCAUCUCCUGCAGAUACAAAUGUCGAUUCGACCACUGCGUCAUCGGCACCAGGCUCAUCCUUUUUGACUCCUGAUUCGAACAAAGGAGUGUACCAGCCAACCGAUACAAGCAAGUCUGUCCUGACUAUUACUGGAUCAUCUGCCGAGAACGACGACAGAAGUAGUGCUUCAGGUCUUGUUUCCAGUACUACAACAACGGUGGAAACAUCAGCAGGAGCAACAACCGUGACAAGUGUAACACCUGCCCAGCCAGACUCCCAAACUACCACCACUUCCAGCAGUGCACAGCCGUCGAUCCUAGAGCGUUUGCUCGGACGGCCACAUGCCACAACCACCGGCGGAUUUGGACAACUACCGACACUGGGCGGUUUGCUUGACAAAACAUCGACUACUACAACAGCACAGACAACUCCAGCUCCAGUGUUUGGUGGAGGCGAUACAGCGCUGGGAUCGUCCAGUCCCUCAUCAUUUGCUGCUCUCUCGUCUAGUACCACAUCGUCUUCUUCGUCUGCAUUGACAGCCACUUCAGCAUCACCAACGUCGUUGUUUGGAUCGGUGUCAACAACCGCAUCAAUGUCUAUUUUUGGCGGGUCAGCAGCAGUCACUACUGCAGCCUCUGGUUUUGGUGCUGGAACAUCAUCUGUCUUUGGAGAAACCAGUGCAUCAGCUAAUUCUAUUUUUGGAGGAAAUACAACAACAACAACAACAACGUCAUCGAUGUUUGGAGGCACUACAGCAACUGCAACUGUGUUUGGUAGUAAUGCUACUUCGUCGUCCCUGUUUGGAGGAAACAGUGUCAGCACUCCAUCUAUGUUUGGUAGUACUCCAUCAACCACGUCAUCUGUGUUUGGUGCCCAGCCAGCAUUCGGCAGCUUUGCUGUAUCAUCUCCAGGUCAAGGGUUUGGUACCUCAGUUUCAGCUGUCACUGAAGGAAGUGUAUUUGGUGGUGGUGGUGGUGGUUUGUUUGGGGGACUGGGAGGAAAGCCGAGUGCCGAGAAAGCCAAUACUAAUGUGUUCGGAGGGAACCAGACAUUUGGAGCAGCUGGUGAAUCACAGUCAUCUCUGUUUGGCAAGAACACACAAACAUUUGGUUCACAGAAUGCGUCGUCUACGGUGUUUGGAUCUGGCAGUUUUACGUCAGGCGGAGGCUCUGUAGCGUCAAGUGGAUUUGGGGUGACCCAAUCUCAGCCACCGUCAGUAGGUUUUGGUGACUCUUCAACUUUUGGUGGCAGUCCAGCUUUUGGGGCUACAGCAGCAUUUGGCAGCAAAACGGCUUUUGGCAGUAGUCCUACAUUUGGUGCAUUUGCAUCACCAUCCUUCUCAAAUCCAGUAGGAUCAGUAUUCGGAGCAUCAUCCACGGUUUCGGCACAAGGAAGCAAUUUUGCAAGUUUUGCUGAAAGCUCCAGCCCAACGUUUGGUGCUUUGGCCCAGUCAUCGGAUGUUCCUUUGUUUGGAGACAUGGCUCAGAACAAUACAGCUUUUGGAGGAGGCACUGGCUUCGGUUCGACAUCUCCAGCACCACCAGCAUUUGGAGCUCCUGCUUCUCCCCAAAACACGAACUUGAGUCCACAGUUCACCAGCUAUAGAGGAUAACUCUACAUUGGACCGACUGAUGAUGGAAGUUUAUGAAACAUUUCAGCUACACCCCUAACAUAUAUCUCUCAUCGAACUAUUAUUGCUAUAAUAAUUGCAUUGAAUUUUAUACCACUGUUAUUAGAACAUUAUUUAGUCAAAAUAUGUUCCCAAAUUUGGUGUACUGUUAAAGGAAAGGGUUUUUUUUUUAUUAUUCUGUAAGUCGAAAAAAUAAUGCAAGCGAUAUGACUUACGUACAUGUAUUGGCACAUUUUGGUAUGAUGUAUUAAUUUUUACUGAUAAGUGAUAAUGCCACAAAGUUUAAAGAUAAAAGAAUAGAUUUGUGUGCAUAUAAAACAAGCAUUGUUUUAUGUUAGAGAGUAAAUGUGUUAUGUAUUAGAGAAAUUAAAGUAAACAAAUGAACAAUAAGUGUGUGAUGUUGAAGUUCCUCACCAUUUUAGCUGCACAACUCACAAUGCACUUGAUGUGAAUCAAGGUGCAUUGAAUAUGGUUUCUUCUAGUUGAUGCUACAUCAACUUUGGUUACAAAUGCUUCGAUGCAUUUCCAACACAUUCCUCAUCUGUAUGUGGAAAUUGUAAUUCACUUUCAGUUCUGAUCAGUUGUAUAUUUUGGUGUGUCAAAUUGUUAGUUGUGAAUGUCAGAAUAUGGUUCAGUUUGGUUUGAGUUAUGACCUCAUGUCAUACGAAAGCAAUAAUGCAGCACCAGUCAUCAUGUUAUUUGAAAGCAGUAGGUCCUUCCUAUUAAAUCGUAACCAUAUUUGAUGUAUGCAUGCCAAUUAGCUUCGAUGUUAUUUCACAGCUAGUUUUUCAACAGGUAGUGUCAUAAAAUCCACUUGAUUUUUAGUGUGUAAGUGGCAUAGUUUAAUUUAUAUUAAAGUAACCUUAAUAAAAACAACUCUAUCUUUUGUGUUUGAUGUGUGAACUUUUUAAAAUUGCCAGAUGUAUCAAUGAAAAUAUGCAUUU